Pseudomyrmex gracilis is the source of this 1077-nucleotide messenger RNA. Its product is annotated as nucleolin-like. NCBI's taxonomy places the organism in Eukaryota, Metazoa, Arthropoda, Insecta, Hymenoptera, Formicidae. The record is from RefSeq and is a predicted model, not a curated record. The transcript has 3 exons. Bases 1 to 1077 code for a protein of 358 amino acids. Gene Ontology annotation, molecular function: nucleic acid binding; zinc ion binding.
AUGUUAGGUAAACAGAUAUUAGAAGCUUACCAGGGAGCAGAUGAUAGCUCGCGUAUUCAAAACAUUAAAACAGAUUUAAAGAAAGACAUGUGCAAAUGUUUUAUACGUGGAUUGAAACCGGAGAUUGAACAACGAAUCUCCAGAAAUUUGGAUGUUCAGUGUGAUAAGACCGGUCAUUCUGCGAAAGAUUGUUGGAAAAAGCAAAAUGAACAACGUAAUCGUUCUCAACCACUUAGAACAGUAUGUCAAAUUUGCAACAAUUAUAGUCAUACUGCCAAAGAAUGCCGUUUAAAUCAGUCUCGGUCGAUCAGCGGUUCGUUUUGUCGAUACUGCAAAGAACCGGGUCAUUUCCUAGAAAACUGCGAGUUACGUAUCGCGAGUAACAAUCGUAGAAAAGAAAACAAUCAGGGCAACUUCGCCGGCCCCUCGAAGACGGGUGUGCCACAGGGGACCGAACGAGGUUCACAUCCUCUUGCGGCAAUGGGCCCCGCGUCCAAAUUGAAACUAGCCGACUAUGAAGUAAUAUACAAAGCAGGGAAGACAAACGUGAAUGCAGACGCCUUAUCCAGAAAUCCGGUAAACCUUGACGAAGAGAAUUGCAGAGUAAUUAAAGAUCAGAAGCGAUUAAAUCCAAAUAAAUCUGAAGAUGCCGAUCAAAUCUCAAAAUGGCUGGAAGACGAUGAUGAGUCAGAAGACGAAGAGUUUGAACUGCGUUAUUCUGACGAAGAAAUUGAAGAACCAACAUUAAAUAAUGACGAUGAAAGAAAUUUCGAAAAAUUUGACAAUCCUAUUGAUCAAACAAUUGUUGAAAUUUGCGAACAACCAACAACAAUCAAUCGAAGGGAAACGCGCAAUCAAGCAGUCAAACGACAAAACCAGAUAGAAGAAGGAGAAGAAGAUCAUCAUCAAAGAAACGAUCCACCAGAUAAAAUAAAUAAUGAAUCGGAAAUAGACGAAGAAACCGAAAUCAAAGAAAAUGACGAAGAAAGCGAGGAAGAAGAGGAAAAACAGAAACAGAAAAUCGCUAAAAAACAUGAACUAAAGAAGAAACUCAAACCAACGAUAAUUGAUAUUUAG